Aphanomyces invadans is the source of this 881-nucleotide messenger RNA. RefSeq lists its product as hypothetical. The transcript is spliced from 6 exons. Gene Ontology annotation, biological process: double-strand break repair via homologous recombination; DNA damage tolerance. Bases 203 to 757 code for a protein of 184 amino acids. Gene Ontology annotation, cellular component: Smc5-Smc6 complex; nucleus. NCBI's taxonomy places the organism in Eukaryota, Oomycota, Saprolegniomycetes, Saprolegniales, Verrucalvaceae. The record is from RefSeq and is a predicted model, not a curated record. Gene Ontology annotation, molecular function: ubiquitin-protein transferase activity.
CGCCAGCGCACCUGAAGCCGCGCCGCCGACGCCAACACCGCCGAUUCCACGAUGAAUGAGGCCAAGCAGAAGCUGCUUCAGAUCCUUUUGGCAAAUGGGGCGGUGAUGGACACAGAGUUCAAGGUGGCAUGCGACGAGUUAUUCGAUCGCGGUUGGAGGGGGUGAUGCCAUCCUGUCCUGACCUAUUGUGGUAGAUUUUUCCAUGGACGACGUCGACGAACUCCGUGAAUCCAUGUCGAAGGAGCUUCGAGUGUAUUCGUUGGACAUCAAGCAAGCCAUGCACGACAACGGCCACGUGUACGUGGGGGUUGUGAACACGAGCAACGACGGUGUAUCGACGUUGAGCAACAAUUUCAAGCCCUGGGAAAUCGUGUUCUUUCGGAAGGCGAUCGUGCAUAUCGUUGAAAAUGAGGAUGGAGAGAUCGACCGCAUGGAGCUCAUGAAUUUGCGCGACGGAGCGAAUAAGGUGUCCGACGUCCGGGCGUUGGUCGACCAGUUGCUCGAGCAAAAGUGGCUCGGCAUCAGCAUAUUCAACGACGACCAGAUCACGCUUGGGAUUCGAGCGUUCCUCGAGCUCAGUGUGUUCAUUCGAGAGCUGGGGGUGCUGGAAUGCAUGAUUUGUCACUCGGAUGUGCUACAGAGUGUGCGGUGCAAGACGUCCAACUGCGCCACACGUGUCCACGAAACCUGUCUCCAGGAACAUCAGAAGUCCGGCCGGCCUUACCACUGCGCGCCGUGCCGCAAGCCGCUGCGGUGAGCGGCCGUGGAUUUGGCGGGUGGGACUGAGUGAUCCGGUCAAGUGCGUUAUUUUUAAUUCGUCAUUCCCGAUAGAAACCCUACCUUGAAUUUGAUUUCCAUCAUUUAAAAUAUGCCAAGCAUCU